This is a messenger RNA of Colletotrichum higginsianum IMI 349063, 2190 nucleotides long. RefSeq names its product Asparagine synthase. Lineage: Eukaryota; Fungi; Ascomycota; Sordariomycetes; Glomerellales; Glomerellaceae. The coding region runs from base 1 to 2190 and encodes 729 amino acids. The record is from RefSeq and is a predicted model, not a curated record. The transcript is spliced from 4 exons. Gene Ontology annotation, molecular function: asparagine synthase (glutamine-hydrolyzing) activity. Gene Ontology annotation, cellular component: cytosol.
AUGUGUGGCAUCUCGGCCUGCUUGACUCUCCCACCGGGGCGCCAUUUCCAUACCGAGGCACUCAACGGCUACGCGAAUGGGACGGGUGGACAAAACGGGAUAAAGGCCGAGGAAGAUCUUGAAGCCAGUAAGGGUCUUCGGGAUCAACUGGACCUGAGCCUAGACGCCAUCAGCCACCGAGGGCCGGAUGCAAAGGGUGUCUGGGUCAGCGCCGACGGCUUUGUCGGGCUGGGUCACUGCCGCCUGGCAAUCAAUGACUUGACCCCAGGAGGAAACCAACCCAUCCACGGUGAUGACGGCACAACUCAUGCCGUGGUCAACGGGGAGAUCUACGACCACGAUAGAAUUCGCCAAGAUUGUAAACAAAGAGGCUAUGGAUUCAAAGGUCACAGCGACAGCGAAGUGAUUCUUGCACUGUACCAGGCCUACGGUGCUCCCCAGUUCUUAGAGCAUCUCCGUGGAGAGUUCGCCUUCGUUUUGUACGACGAAGUCGCCGAACGAGUCAUCCUAGCACGAGAUCGUUUUGGCAUCAAGCCGCUUUUGUGGACAAUCAUUCGUCAGCCAGAUGGCCGCAGCAGACUGGUUGCGGCCCCGGAAGCGAAGGCCUUUCUGCCUCUAGGAUGGAAGCCCCAGUGGGACGUUGGCGCAAUUGUCGACGGUGGGUGGAUGCAGGAUGGGCGCUCGCUUUUCAAGGGCGUGAGGAAGCUACCACCGGGGCACUGGAUGGAAGUUUCAAAAGACGGUGUGAUGGAACUGCAUCAGUACUGGGAUGUCGAUUACAAGGACAAGACUGAACGAGAGACGCGAAGCGUUGAUGAGAUGGUGCUGGGCCUUCGCGAGCGGCUCACAGAGGCUAUCCGGCUCCGGUUGCGUGCAGAUGUUCCAAUCGGCAUCUAUCUCUCUGGUGGCAUCGACUCUUCACUGGUCGCCGGUAUUGUCACACACCUGAUCAGAGAUGAGGGCAUCAAGAUCGGCAAUAAGGACGCGACCAGCCGGGUCAGCUGUUUUACCAUUGAGUUCCCAAAAGAGUCCGGAUUUGAUGAGUCUGAUAUUGCAGAACGCACGGCGGAACACCUAGGCGUCCAAAUUCUAAAGAAGCAAAUCAACGAGGGGGAACUGGCGGACAACUUCGCCGACUGCGCUUUUCAUUGCGAGCAUCACCAUUUCGACCUCAACUGCGUAGGGAAGUUCGCCUUGUCGUCUCUGCCAAAUGAAAACGGAAUCAAAGUCGUUUUAACAGGAGAGGGUGCCGAUGAACACUUUGGCGGCUAUGCCUUUUUCCCGCCAGAUUUUCUGCGGGAACCAGAUUUGUCUAUGCCGGACUCUCCUCUAGUAGCGGACCCUCUGCUCCGGGAGAACAUGCAGAGAUCCACCGAGCGUGACAUCAAGAUGCUCAUUCCGCGGGCGGGCGCUUUCGAGCACGGGUGGGAAAUGACGCCCUCCAUCGAGAAAGUCAACAAGACCAUUCUGCCGCCCUGCAUCUUGGCAUGGCACCCGAAACUAGACCUCUUUUCGCCCUGGGUGCGGGAGAAUGGGCGAUGGUCAGAUCUAGACUGCAAAGACGUCAUUGUCAAGUCCUUCAAGCCUGCGAUACAGGAGAAGAUGCAAAAGAAGUGGCACCCUCUGCACACUGCUCAAUACAUGUACAGCAAGGGACCAUUGCCCAACAUUCUUCUCACUUGCCUCGGGGACUUGACCGAGAUGUCUCAUAGCGUGGAAGCAAGGACGCCAUUCUUGGACCACAAGGUCACCGAAUACGUCAACAACCUACCUCCGAGCCUCAAGAUGGCGUACACACCUGACAAGAUACCCCCCGAGCGGCACCAGGGGCCUUGGUGGGAGGGAAUCGGGGUUGCCUCACAAGCUCUCACGGAAAAGUGGAUUCUGAGAGAGGCAGCGAAGCCCUUCAUUCUCAAGGAGUUAUAUGAGCGGCGGAAGCAUCCUUUUACAGCCCCGAUCGUAUGGCCAAAAGACGGACCGCUCCAUCAAAUGCUCAACAAGCUACUGACUAAAGAAAGAGUCGACAACCUGGGCUUCGUUGACUACGUUCAAGUCGAGAACGCCCUCGCCAGAGGCUUCGGUGAAAAGACGGAUGUCAAAUCGUUCAGGAUGUUGCUUUUUGUAGCGGCUUGGGUAGUAUUGAGUGAGAGACUCGGUAUUCCGAAAGCAGCCCCGGAGGACUGGCUCUAG